Molecule: messenger RNA, 3570 nt
Organism: Leucoraja erinaceus (little skate)
Lineage: Eukaryota; Metazoa; Chordata; Chondrichthyes; Rajiformes; Rajidae
Product: Golgi-associated RAB2 interactor protein 1A-like
Exons: 6
Coding region: 413-1642 (409 amino acids)
Cellular component (GO): nucleus
Source: RefSeq, a predicted model, not a curated record
UUCACGGUGUGUGUUUAAAUUUAUAUAUGCUAUGUUGAAAAAAAAGCUCGUUACAGGUGAAGCCCACUGAAAUGGUGGUCAUAAUGGUCUAUGAUCUCACUAGAAAGGUGAUGCACCCCUGACAACUAUUAUGACACCUCCAUCUGCUGUCAUCUCAAUGAACCCAAUCUGAGUAACACUUGACUUUCACUGGUAUGGUGCCAGUUGGAUAUAGCGUGAUCCAAUUGGAAAGAGUUUGAUAACAGCAACUACAAUCCUUUUGUGUAUUAACUUCAACUGUCAAUUACUGGAGUGAUGGAGAGAUGAAAUGGAAUUCUUCACAGAGAAACAACUCAACAGGUGCACAAGAGAAGUGCAGUAACUUGGAAAGAGAAUUGACCUGAGAAUUGCAUAGUGGAGGGGCAGAGUGAAGAUGGAUCAGUCAACUUCAUACAGAAGUGAUUUCUUCACAGGUAUAACAGAGGCCGUCAAUUCUAGCACGGGAUCUUCAAGACCCAGUCCCGCACAGCUCGGUGUGGAAGGUGGAUCACUACACAAGCUCCUUCGAUCUCGGGAGUAUAACCUCUUUGCUCAAUCUGCCGUCUUUGAAAGUGAUUUUAUUCAGGUGACUAGACGUGGAAAUCUUGUGGACAUCCACAACAUCCCAACACUCCUGACUUUAGGAAUAACUGCUUCUGUUCCAUUCUUACCACUUCCGAACAUCUUGAUCGUGGCCAGCAGAAAUCCUGAAUCCAAAGGGACGGAGGGAGAAGGAUAUAUGAAGAUAACCAGGAUGCUUCCCAUGAAAUUGGUCAGAUUGAGUGUGCAUGCAAAGGUCAGUCGCUGUUUAAAGCUGGUCCUGGCCAAUCGUAGCACAUUUUACCUCCAGCUACAGGACAAGCACCCUGGCCACGUCUUCAAGCUCUGGGAAGAACUUAUUCACAUAAUUUAUGCCGGACUCUCAAUAACAUUCAAAGAUGCCAAUAUCAACCUCCCCAAGUCCUCCCUGUGUGAUUCAAGGAGCUCCUCAACCUCAGUCAUUAGCUCUGAGAAAUUCACUUAUGAUGCACAGAAACCCGACCGUAACAUUCCCAUCAGGAGCAAUAUUACAGCAAAUACUAAAAUAGGAGUUUGGAAAAGAAACAAGAUGUUGGUUGGAAAGGAAACACAUGAUGGGUCUGAUGUUCCCAGUUCCGAAUCUUCAAGAUGCACAAUCAGAUCACAAUCAGUUUCCGGAAAGAAUAACGACAAAGUCUCCGUGAAAGAUUGUCAACAGGUCAGAAUGAUAAUAGAGCAUAUUUCUACCAGGGUCCCCGAUACUCAGGAGCCUCACAAAAUACGGACAAGAACUGAACAAUUGCUAGAUGUGAAAGAAGAAAGAAGCCCAGGAGACGAGUGGGAAGAGAUUAUUGAAAGAUGCUCCUGCGACCACUGUAAAACAUGCAAUCAAGUCUUGACACUACACACCCUGCCCUGUAAACAGAAGCAAAUUGGGACCGAAGGAGAAGAGGACGAAGAGGAAGGAGGAGGAGCAGAAGGAGAUCCUAACACCUUUGAGGCAGAAGAUGAAGACCGCACUUACUUUGGACUCUGGGAACGUGACAGACCAACAUUGAUGCCACUCUCCAGACUGAGUAGCCUCAUCGCUGUUGGACUGAGAUAACUUUAAAUUUACUUUUUUUUUUGGAAGGCAAAUUCUGUUUGAUUUAUAUUAAAGAAAAUCUUUGACUUAGAUAACAUAAUUACUUUUAAAUUACCUCCUUGAACAAUUUGAAUACUGGACAAUUUUUCCCAGUUUAUAAAGCAAUCACAUAUCACUAUACAGAGCUUGGGAAAUAGAAUAAAGUUGUGUGCACUCUAUCCAGGCAAACACAAUGAGACAGACAUACUAUGAGCAGGAUUAAAAAUAUACUUAUUGUUAGGAAGAGGAACAGAUCGGGUAGACACACAGUCUCUUGCCCAGAGAUGGGGAAUGAGAACCAGAGGCCAUACGUUUAUAUUGAAGGGGGAAAGAUUUUAUGGGAAUCCGAGGGGUAACUUUCUCACACAAAGGGUGGUCGUGAUUGGAACACGUUGCUGGAGGAGGUAAUUGAGGCAGGAACUAUCGCAAAGUUUAAGAAGCAAUUAGACAGGUACAUGGAUAGGACAGGUUUAGGGGCAUAUGGGCCAAAUGCAAGCAAGUAGGACCAGUGUAGACGGGACAUGUUGGUUGGUGCAGACAAGUUGGGCCGAAGGUAUGUUUCCACACUGUAUAAUAUUAUGAUAUAAACCCAUUAAAUACUACCAGGGCAGAAAAUGAAUAAAAAUAGCUUCCAAAUGUCCAUCAAAUCUCCUGAGACCAGAGCACAGCUAUUGUUCAACAUGCAGCACAAAUUUCUUCAAGACAUUUUGAUUGGCCUCCAUAACUUUGAUGUCUCCAAAUUGUCAUCGAAGGAUGCUCCUGUGAUCAUGGUAAAACAUGCAAUCAAGUCUUGACACUACACACCCUGCCCCAUAAACGGAAGCUGCCACAUGGGUGAACCUAAAAUGAAAUAUUCACAUCCCAUGUGUUCUCCCCAAACACUCACUCUUUCUACAGUUGUAUCAAACUGGUCGAAGACAAGUUCAUGUACGGAAACAUAAUAAAUCAUCUUCAUUUGCUCAUCCAACUCACCAAGCUAGAGAUGGCACAGCUAAAAUGUUGACUAAAUCUUACUUUAUAUUAUCGUAUUGAACAUUCUCUGGUCAUAGUGUUGUUGAUUCAGAGGUUUACAUUAUGGAAACAGGCACUGCUGCCCGUCUUAUCCAUGCUGUGCUUGUCACAUUUGCCUGCGUUUGGACCAUAGCCCUCUAAACUUUUCCUAUCCAUGUAUCUUUCCACGUAUUUUCUAAAAGUCAGUGUAUCCGCUUCUUUAGCUGCACUCCAGAUACAGACUCCUCUCUGAGUAAAAUGGUUGCUCUAGGGACCCCUUUUAAAUCUCUUUUCUCUUAACUUAAGCCUAUGAUUAAGCCCUCUACUGUUAGUCGUAUCCUCCACAUGGGAAAACGACUGAGUGGUCACCUGGGCUGACAGACCUUGGCUGGGAACCUGGGGGGUCACCAAAAUUGUUCCCAAUUGGGCCCCGCACCCCCUAAACUAAAGCCUGUCCCGCUGACUUACUCCAGCUUUUUGUGCCUAUCUUCGGCUGUGUGCAGUUCCUUCUUACACAUCUCUAUAGAGGGAGUGCAGAGACGGUUCACCAGACUGAUUCCUGGGAUGUCAGGACUGUCUUAUGAAGAAAGACUGGAUAGACUUGGUUUAUACUCUCUAGAAUUUAGAAGAUUGAGAGGGGAUCUUAUAGAAACUUACAAAAUUCUUAAGGGGUUGGACAGGCUAGAUGCAGGAAGAUUGUUCCCGAUGUUAGGGAAAUCCAGGACAAGGGGUCACAGCUUAAGGAUAAAGGGGAAACCCUUUAAAACCGAGAUGAGAAGAACUUUUUUCACGCAGAGAGUGGUGAAUCUCUGGAACUCUCUGCCACAGAGGGUAGUUGAGGCCACUUCAUUGGCUAUAUUUAAGAGGGAGUUAGAUGUGGCCCUUGUGGCUAAGGGGAUCAGGGGGUAUGGAGAGAAGGC